This is a messenger RNA of Acanthopagrus latus (yellowfin seabream), 2302 nucleotides long. RefSeq names its product CMRF35-like molecule 1. Bases 163 to 1272 code for a protein of 369 amino acids. The transcript has 6 exons. NCBI's taxonomy places the organism in Eukaryota, Metazoa, Chordata, Actinopteri, Spariformes, Sparidae. The record is from RefSeq and is a predicted model, not a curated record.
UAGUAAAAGAAUUGAGAGCUUAUGUAGAAGCCAUAUCAGGUGCACACGGCUGUGCAGGAUGCAGUGCAUGAUGAACCAUUUCACCACUGUUCAAGUUUUAAGUGAUAUAUUUUCUUGAUUUUUUAAACGGGUAUAAAUGUUUGAUUAAUUUACACAACGUGGAUGGAAAGAAGAAUGGAGACCAUUUACGUUUUCUGCUGCCUUCUAUAUGUGGGAGCAAGCAUCAACGUAGAGGGAUUCGAGCGGGGAGAGGUCUCGUUCCAGUGUCAACACAAAUUUGCAAGGAAAAACCAUAAAUACCUCUGCAAGGAUCCAUGUAAAGUCAGUGACGAUAUACUGGUCACUGUAGAGUCUGGCAGAAGAGCAGAGUCAGGAGAUAUAACUCUGGUGGACUCUGGGGACGGAGCCUUCACUGUGACCUUCAGUCAGCUCCAGCUGUCAGACUCGGGGAUAUACUGGUGUGGGGUGGACAGGCCUGGCUUUGAUACAUACACCGAAGUACAACUUACUGUUAAGAAGGCUGUUGCGAAUGAGGUAACAGCUAUCAUAUCUGAAGUUUCCCCAACAUGGACCUAUCAGAAUAUUUCCAACUCAACACUAUUAACAUCUGCAACAAAUCUUUCAACAGAGUCAAACUACACUGACAGAGUCAACCAGAAUAUCAGCACAGGCACCGUGUUGUACACCAUCAUUGGGGCUCUUGUCACACUCACUAUCUGGGUAUCAGUGACCUGCUUCAGAAAGCUUAGAAAAAACUCCAAACUUCAACCACAAGUUAACUCCCACAGCACAGACAUCGUCGCUACAGAUGAAAGAAAGGUCGACUCUGAAUAUGAUGGGAUUGGUGAGGACCUGCAGUCGAUAAAAAAAGCAUCCGAGACGUUCUCUUGUACUCACCACCCAAAACAGGACCUGUCAAUAUCUGCGUCCACAGCAGCUGAACGUGGCGCGCCCCUCGUUAUCUAUGAAAACAUCUGCUGCUCCACCGCUUGUGCAGAUGCAAGACGUUCAGCUGCACACGACCAAGACAAGCAUGACAUCAGCUCCAGAAUCUACAUCAGACCUCUGCCGCCUACAGUACCUGAAAGAGCUGGUGAUGGCUCCCUCGGAGAAGACGCAAAUGAAACGGCAGCAACUAAAAAUGCAACAAGCAAACCCACAGAGAGCUGCGCAAACAGUAGAUCAGCCUGUCUCUCCAGGUCUCGCAGUGAUUCAGAGGAAGCGAGGCCAAGAUCACUGUGGUUUGGUUUGGAUUUAUCUGGAACCGUCUGAGCUACUCUCAAAGCUGUGAUUUAUAGGACUUUCAUAGACUGUAUGUCCUGUUCUGCUUCACCGUUUAUAGACAACAUUUGUCUUUUACUGUCAAGCAUUUUAUUUUUUCCUUUACAAACUGCUUGGUGUAGCAGACCCAGUCCUGUGAAAGAGAAGCUACACUUAGCUUCACUAAGUUAUUUGACAUGGUUUUGAAUGUUUGUUUUGCUUGAGGUGUACAUUACAAUAUCAUAAGAGUUGAUCAUAUAUUGAGAAUGACCCCUCCACACAUGCAGUCAGUUAUACAUUAAAACAAUCUCUUCUGUGUGUCUGACAUGGUUUUUGAAGAAAAAGUACAAUAUUUACUUUAAAAUAUUAAAAUGGCUCACAUUCCUUCUUUCCUAUUAAUUACUCAAACAUUUUUAAAUGUGGAAACACAGGAUCCCUCCUACUUCUACUUCAAGUCCAUUCUCAUGUGUUCUAGAGGUUUCAGGUUUCCACAGCACACUAGUGUUUGCAAAAUAUUGGACCAGGAUUGGCUUAGAAACUUUUUGUGACGUCACAAAUCACACUCAUAGCCCCACCUCCUGGAAUCAGAAGCACAGUGAAAAUAACACUUUCAGCAGAUGAAUGUGACAGCAGCCCUCUGGUGUCAGACUUUGCGCAUAUGUCAUUCUACACAGUGAACCUCAAACGUCCAGCUGUAGGAACAAGAAGAAACACUUUCUUUUGACUAGAGGCAGAUUUUAAGAUGUAUCAUUUCUGCUCUAAUAAUACCAGUUUCGUGUCACCUGUUAUUUAUUCACAUUCUGUUGAUAGUUUUAGUUGAUUUGAAUGUUUUCAACUUAAGUUCAUUUUCAAUCAUCAAAAAAAUCAAUUUUCAGUCAUCACACUGUUCUUGCAUUGGAUGGCGUUAUAUGGCUACAUUUCAUGUAUUAAAGAUGCUACUACCAUUUCUUAUUAUUUCUGUCAUUAAUGUCAUUUUGUCUACCUGUAUGCACAAAAGAAAGACACCUCUACAACACAGUCUCGACAAUAACUUACCAUUACA